Carya illinoinensis is the source of this 927-nucleotide messenger RNA. RefSeq lists its product as uncharacterized. Lineage: Eukaryota; Viridiplantae; Streptophyta; Magnoliopsida; Fagales; Juglandaceae. Bases 1 to 927 code for a protein of 308 amino acids. The transcript has 2 exons. The record is from RefSeq and is a predicted model, not a curated record.
AUGAAACUUGCAGAUGGGGAAGUGCUGGAGUCUCCAAAAGCAGUUCAUGACGGUGCGGUGAGGUACUUCAAAACUUUUUUAACAGGUGCAAGGCCUAAUGGUGAAGCCUGUCUAGAUGAUCUUAUUCUUCCUAUCAUUUCUGAGGAGGAAAACUUGGAGUUAUGUCGUGCCCCAACGGAGAUUGAUGUACAAUCUGCUGUCCUUUCUAUUCCAAAAAAUAGUAGUCCAGGACUAGAUGGGUUCGGUUCGGAAGUGCUUUCUCGACUCAUAAAGAAAAAUUUUGCUGAUGGUAAGAUAGGGGCUUUCCACCACCCCAGAGGGGUGCGCUUGAUUUCUCAUUUGCUUUAUGCGGAUGACCUGUUAAUGUUUGUGAAUGGAAAGAAGAGGUCUAUUCGAAUGCUUAUUAAAACUCUUAAGCAUUAUGAGGAGUGGUCGGGUCGACUUAUUAAUAAAGAGAAAUCGAGCAUUUUUCUUUCUAAGCUAAUUGGUUUCGCUAGGCGGCAAAGUUUAUUAAGGUUAACAGGCUUUGUAGAUGGGGUAUUUCCUACCACCUAUCUGGGUGCUCCACUAGUAACUGGUCAUCUAAAGGCGUGGACCUUAGAGCCACUUAUUACAAAAAUUCAGCACAAGGUGGCUGGGUGGAAGUUUAAUCUGUUAUCGCAAGGAGGCAGACUCGUUUUAAUCAAACAUGUUUUAUCCUCAAGGGCAUCCCAUCAAUUGGCAGUCUUGGAUAUUCCCAACCUUCUUUUCACAAAGAUUAAUGCUAUGCUAUCCUCCUUUUUCUGGGGUGGGAAACGGAAAUGGCGUUCCCGGUAUAAUAUUUGCAAACCAACUUGUGAGGGAGGCCUGGGCAUUCGAGAUUUUGUUGAAGUAAAGAAAUCACUGCAGAUGAAGUUUGCAUGGCGCAUGAUGACAAUGGAGAAUUGA